This is a messenger RNA of Patella vulgata (common limpet), 1335 nucleotides long. Its product is annotated as signal recognition particle receptor subunit beta. Gene Ontology annotation, cellular component: Golgi apparatus. Bases 80 to 853 code for a protein of 257 amino acids. Gene Ontology annotation, biological process: Golgi to plasma membrane protein transport; protein localization to organelle; intracellular protein transport. The record is from RefSeq and is a predicted model, not a curated record. The transcript is spliced from 7 exons. NCBI's taxonomy places the organism in Eukaryota, Metazoa, Mollusca, Gastropoda, Patellidae. Gene Ontology annotation, molecular function: GTP binding.
UCCGAAACGUGUAAGAGUCGUGGAUCGUAAACAAUAAUCGAAGCGGAAGCACACCGCAAGAGCAGGGACGAUUGCAAACAUGGCUAACAGUAACACGAUGGAGGAAGUUUUGGCAUAUUUUACUGACGGGAUUGAAACACAAGAUCCUACAGUAAUUGGAAUUCUUGUGGGAAUUCUGGUCGUAUUUGUAUCAGUUGUUUUGAUGAUUAUAUUUGGACGAUCUUCUAAUAAAAGAAGUGGUGUUCUUGUUUUGGGAAUAUGUGAUGCAGGAAAAACUCUUUUUUUUAAUCGUUUGGUAAAUGGCAAUUACAUGCAGACGUACACUUCCAUGACAACUAAUUCUAAUUAUUUUAAUAUACCUAAUAAAAAUAAACGUUUAAGGAUCUUAGAUUUGCCUGGUUAUGAAAGGAUACGAGGACCAAAUCUAGAUAAAAAUAAAUCAUUAGCCAGAGGUAUAAUAUAUGUAGUAGAUAGUUCGACUAUACAGAAAGAAAUAAAAGAAGUAGCUGGAUAUUUAUAUACAAUAUUAAGUGAUGGAACGAUAUCACACAACCGUCCACCUGUUCUUAUAGCAUGUAAUAAACAAGAUUUGACCCUAGCAAAAGGUUCAAAGGUCAUUAGAGCACAGCUAGAGAAAGAAAUGAAUACAUUGCGAGUAACCCGUGGAGCGGCUUUACAGGGACAGGAUAAUACCUCUAAUAACAAUUCUUAUCUUGGCAAAAGAAAUAAAGAUUUUGAAUUUAGUGAUUUAAGUCCUAUCAAUGUAGAAUUUGUUGAAUGCAGUUGUGGAAAAGAUGAUACAUCAAUGGUUAAUUUAGAUGAAGUUAAGAAUUGGCUAGAAUCUAUAGCUUAACUGAAUAAAAAACGUUUAUUAAAUGAUAUUUUAUCAUAUUACGAUACAUGGACUUAAAUGAGUGAAAAAUGUUAUUAAACGAUAGUUGUCAAGUCAUAUUUAUAUCAUUAUAUUACAUGAACAUGUCAAAAGGAUAAUUUUUGCAUUGAAAUUGUUACAGUGGCUUUACAUCACUUGUUACAGUAGCUUUACAUCACUUGUUAUAGUGGCUUUGUAUUACUUGUUAUAGUGGGUUUUUGAGAAAAAAAAAUCACCCAGUGGUGGUAUUCAGUUGAUUUGUAUUACAAAAUUAACCAUCAAUAACAAUUGAUAUUAUUACCCUCAGUUUUGUAUAGGUAUUGUGUUUGAUUGUCAAAUAAAAAACAGUUUUAUUUGAAAAAGUAGUGGACUAUUUUUAUGUGUUUGUAAUAUAGGGAGGAAGGGUUUUCAUGUAUUAUAAAACAAUGUUUUGUUUGUAUGAUUGAAUUAAAAUGUUUAGUAUA